AUGAAGACAUUCUCAGUCUCACUCGUUAUCGCGGCCUUCGCUGCCGGUGCCCUGGCAGACCUUCAUACACAAGGUGUCUGUAUCGAUACCCCUGGUGAAGGAGUAGAAGUCUACAACAAAGCUGCUACUGAGAAGGCAUGCGAUGCUUAUAAAAACCGAAACACCGGCAGCAAUCAAUGGGAUCAAUGCCCCGAUUGUACACUCAAGAACGAAAAAGACUUGUUGUACUACUGCGAGUCUCAGGGGAGCCACAUCGGAGGAGAUGAGUUGCAUUAUUACUGUACACAAAAUGGCGCUGCUGAUAGUGUGGUUUGGUAG
Molecule: messenger RNA, 318 nt
Organism: Penicillium argentinense
Lineage: Eukaryota; Fungi; Ascomycota; Eurotiomycetes; Eurotiales; Aspergillaceae
Exons: 3
Coding region: 1-318 (105 amino acids)
Source: RefSeq, a predicted model, not a curated record